UGUUUCUGAGAUGAAAUACAUGAAGCCUUUUCUUUCAGAAAUCCCCGGGAAUUACAGUUGGUACUCCCUGCAAUGCCGGUAUUCAAAGGUCAAAAUGAAGGCAAAAAACGUGAAGAAAGCCGAAUGCUGCAAGCCAACAACAGGGAAUUCAACAGUAAAUUUGGGUAUCCGGACAAUACCAUCAAUACCUCAAAAUACAAUAUCUUCAACUUCCUGCCCUUGAACUUGUUUGAACAGUUCCAGAGACUUGCAAAUGCUUAUUUCCUCUUUUUGCUGUGCCUACAGUUGAUUCCGCAGAUCUCCUCCUUGCCAUGGUUUUCCACGGUGAUACCCCUGAUAGUGGUGCUGUCCAUCACAGGCGUGAAAGACGCCAACGAUGACCUGAAAAGGCACAAGUCUGACAGACAAGUAAACAACCGUCGUGUUCAGCUCUUGGUUAAUGGCAGGGUAAAGGAAGACAGAUGGAUGAACAUCCAAGUGGGAGAUAUAGUAAAACUAGAAAACAAUCACCCUGUCAUGGCAGAUGUACUAUUACUCUCUAGCAGUGAGCCCUACAGUGUGGCUUACGUAGAAACUACAGAACUUGAUGGCGAAACCAACUUGAAAGUGAAGCAGGCCAUCUCAAUCACCAGUGAAAUGGAAGAUAACCUGGAGCUGCUAUCUGCUUUUGAUGGAGAAGUAAGGUGUGCCCCUCCCAAUAACAGGUUGGACAAAUUCACAGGCAUAUUGACAUAUAAGGACAAUAAGUACCUCCUGGACUAUGACAAACUGCUGCUCCGAGGCUGCACCAUCAGGAACACAGACUGGUGUUACGGCUUGGUGAUUUAUACCGGGCCAGACACCAAACUGAUGCAGAACAGUGGAAAAUCCACCUUCAAGCGGACGCACAUAGACCAUCUCAUGAAUGUCUUUGUGAUCUGGAUUUUCAUGCUUUUAGGCAGCGUGUGUUUAUUCCUAGCAAUUGGACAUGGCAUUUGGGAAUACAGGAAAGGUUUCUACUUCCAGACUUUCAUGCCGUGGGAAAAAUAUGUCUCUUCAUCAUUACUCUCGGCCACCCUCGUAUUCUGGUCCUAUUUCAUUAUUCUCAACACCGUCGUGCCCAUUUCCCUCUAUGUCAGUGUUGAGAUAAUAAGAUUGGGCAACAGUUGCUAUAUCAACUGGGAUCAGAAGAUGUAUUACGCACCAAGGAACACACGAGCACAGGCUCGCACCAGCACCCUUAACGAAGAGCUUGGUCAAGUCAAAUAUGUGUUCUCUGACAAAACAGGGACCCUGACGCAGAACAUCAUGAUUUUUAAAAGGUGUUCUAUUAAUGGGACGUUCUAUGGUACUGUCAUUGACAAUAAUGGAUGGAGAAUGGAAAGCUCUGAGAACACAGAAAAAGUUGACUUCUCCUACAACAAACUGGCCGAUCCGAAGUUUGUGUUUUAUGACAAGUCACUGGUUGAAGCAGUCAAAAGUAGAGAUCGCUGGGUGCACUUAUUUUUCCUCUCCCUUGCGUUGUGCCACACCGUGAUGUCAGAGGAGAGAGUGGAGGGCGAGCUGGUGUACCAGGCCCAGUCCCCUGACGAAGGUGCCCUGGUCACUGCUGCCAGGAGCUUUGGCUAUGUGUUUCGCUCCCGGACGUCUGAGACGAUCCUGGUGGUCGAAAUGGGGCAAGUCAAGGUCUACAAACUGCUGGCUAUUUUGGACUUCAACAAUAUACGCAAGCGGAUGUCUGUCAUCGUGAAGACACCAGAAAACCGGGUGAUGCUGUUCUGCAAGGGCGCCGACACCGUCCUCAGCCAGCUGCUGCAUCCAUCCUGCAGCUCCCUCACGGAGACCACCAUGGACCAUCUGGAUGACUUUGCCAGUGAAGGCCUUCGCACACUCAUGGUGGCCUACCGAGAGAUAGACUCUGGAGACUUCAAGGAAUGGAGCAGAAAGCAUAGUGAAGCCUGCCUGUCUUUAGAGCACCGAGAUGACAAGCUAGCAAGUGUCUAUGAAGAAAUCGAACAAGACUUGCUGCUGUUAGGGGCCACAGCCAUAGAAGACAAACUGCAGAACAGAGUACCUGAAACAAUCAACACCUUGAACAAAGCCAAAAUUAAAGUGUGGGUUUUAACCGGAGACAAGGAAGAGACGGCUGUGAACAUUGCCUACUCCUGCAACAUAUUUGAUGAAAAAAUGGAUGGGGUGUUCAUCGUGGAGGGCAUAGAGCGCCAGACUCUGAGGAAAGAACUCAGGUCAGCAAGAUCCCAGAUUAACCCUGCGUCUCUGCUGAAAACAGAUCUGGGAAACAUUUCUUCUACCCAAAAGCCCUUCAAACUCCCUGAGGAGAAGCCCAAAGGAAGCUAUGGCUUGAUCAUCAAUGGGCACACGAUGGCAUGCGCGCUGGAAGAGAACCUGGAGCUGGAGCUGCUGCGGACUGCGUGCUUGUGCAAGGCGGUGGUCUGCUGCCGGAUGACGCCCCUGCAAAAGGCCCAGGUGGUAAACCUGGUGAAGAAAUACAAGAAGGGGGUGACCCUGGCCAUCGGGGAUGGGGCCAAUGAUGUCAGCAUGAUCAAAGCCGCCCACGUUGGGGUCGGCAUCAGCGGCCAGGAAGGGGUGCAGGCCAUGAUCAACAGCGACUUCAGCUUCUGCCAGUUCCACUUCCUCGAGCGCCUGCUCUUUGUCCACGGUCGCUGGUCCUAUAACCGCAUGUGCAAGUUCCUCAGCUACUUCUUUUACAAGAACUUUGCUUUCACCCUGGUGCACAUCUGGUAUGCCUUCUACAAUGGCUUCUCUGCACAGGCAGUUUAUGAUAACUGGUUCAUCACCUUCUACAACCUGUUCUACACUGCCCUUCCUGUCCUGGCCCUGAGUCUGUUUGAUCAGGACGUGAGUGAAACAUGGAGCCUAUAUUUCCCAGAGCUGUAUGAGCCAGGCCAGACCAACCUCUACUUCAACAGGACGACAUUUGUGAACUGUUUAUUGCACGGGAUCUACACCUCCUUGGUGCUGUUCUUUGUCCCCAUGUUGACCACUUACCACGCAGUGCGCGAUGACGGGAAAGCAAUCGCCGACUACCAGUCCUUCUCCAUCACGGUGCAGACCUCCUUGAUCUUUGUGGUCACCAUGCAGGUUGCCCUGAAGACAGCCUACUGGACAAGCAUAAGCCACCUCUUCACCUGGGGUAGCCUGACCUUCUACUUCUGCGUCAUCUUCUUCCUGUAUAGUGAUAACCUGUGCCUGAUGUUCCCCAACACCUUCCAGUUCCUAGGAGUGGCCAGGCACACCCUAAGGCAGCCGCAAGCGUGGCUCAGCAUUGUCCUCACCGUCACCCUCUGUAUGGUGCCCGUGAUCACGUACCAAUUUCUCAGACCCCUGUUCUGGCCUCUCAAAGUGGACAAGGCGGUAUCCAGAAUCCGGGAAUGCAUGAGGCAGCGUCCCACGCCAUUGGCAGCCCCGGCCAGAAGGAAGCACGUGAAGCCUCGACGCUCCGCCUACGCUUUCUCCCACAAGCAGGGCUUUGGGGCUCUCAUCACUUCCGGCAGGACCCUGAAGUCCAAGUCAUCCAGGAAAAGCAUCCAGAGCCAGAAAAAAAGGAAGGGCGCCAGAGAACCCCCAAAGGAGCCCGUCAUCGGGUUCGUGCCCUUGGUGCAUGCAAUGUAGUCAGGAGGGCGUGGAGGCCCAGAAGAAGCAGGCCGAUGCUUCUCUCUACAGGGGUUCAGCCUCUGGGCCCCUGGAGGAAAGAAGAGAAAAGGUAAAGAGAGAGCCGGCAGAGGUCCGCCAGUGUUUGAGCAUUUCAAGAAAAAGCUGCCUCCUGCCUCCCUUCCACCAAGCCUUCCCAGUUUUAAUCCAGAUAAGCACAUGUGGAAGUUGAGGAUGGAAAGGGAUCAGGCGGGCAAGGACAAAGACCCUCAGAAUCCUAGUUGGACCUGAUUGCCCAUCUCCAGGCAAUCACAGACUUUCCCAGGGCCCCCACCCUUAUGUACUCCCACCCAAGCCCCCUUCUCAGAUCUCUCAGGGCAUUCGGGGUGAGUCUGACACCGGCCCUGAGGAACAACAGGGGAAGGCCACAAUGAAUUGUUCUUAAGAAGCUGAAGGAGAAUUUCUGGAGUUUAAAUAAAAAUGGAGGUAAUUCCUGCCUGAACAGGACAGCUCAGGGUUUUGCUUCCUUCCCUUCUUUUGGGCCCCCAAACUGUCAUCUAUCCAAGACUCAGAACAGGAGGGGAAGACGACAAGGGAUUAAGAAAAAAUCUUUAUUAAGGGAUGUAAGUCAUAA
This is a messenger RNA of Echinops telfairi (small Madagascar hedgehog), 4246 nucleotides long. RefSeq names its product phospholipid-transporting ATPase FetA-like. The record is from RefSeq and is a predicted model, not a curated record. Gene Ontology annotation, cellular component: plasma membrane. Gene Ontology annotation, biological process: phospholipid translocation; Golgi organization. The coding region runs from base 73 to 3633 and encodes 1186 amino acids. Gene Ontology annotation, molecular function: ATP hydrolysis activity; ATPase-coupled intramembrane lipid carrier activity; magnesium ion binding. Lineage: Eukaryota; Metazoa; Chordata; Mammalia; Afrosoricida; Tenrecidae. The transcript is spliced from 28 exons.